CCGCACUAUCCGCUAACUAUUCGCAAUCGACCGACGUCUUGGAUGUUGGACUUGGGUUAUAAUGACUUGACUUCUGCUAAAUGAACCCGUGGACUAGUAUAAGUUUAUUGCAGUGGCGUAUUUAUUUGACGGGCGAGCCCCGACGGUUAAUCGAGGACUAGUCGAGUGAGAGUUUAGUGCGUGUGCUGCUGUGGCGGCGUGAUGGAGAAGUCGAGGUGGUCGGAGCAGCGCUCCGAACAGCGCUCCGAGCAGCGCAUGCAGCACUCGGAGCGGCACGAGCAAAGCGUGCAAUCCGUGCAGCAGGAGGAACGCGUGCAGCGCACCGAGCAUCACUAUACGCGCCAGAUGCUCAGCCAGCAACGAGUGGAGAGCGCUGGAGACCAAUUGGCCAUCACUUCAGGCAGACCCGGUGAACCCUCGCCGCCGAUAUUCGAGCAAAUCUUCAAAAAUGCAAGAUUUGCGCAAGGCGGUAAUGCAAAAUUCGAAGGAAAACUUAGGGGUAAUCCUACGCCAGUAGUUUCAUGGACGAGAAAGAAAGCACCAUUGGUAGAAUGUAACAAAUAUAGUAUGAGCUACAACGAACAGACAGGUGAUGUGUCGUUACUUAUCAAGCAGAUAGGGCCUGGCGACGAGGGCGAGUAUACUUGUACAGCGCGCAAUCAGUAUGGCGAAGCUAUCUGCUCCGUAUACAUCCAGCCCGAGGGCGUAGCUAUGCCCGCGCAGCAGGCCUCCCAGCAGCAGAGCUAUCGACACGUUAGUGAGAGCGUCGAGCACAAAUCCUACGGCACGCAAGGAUUCACAUCCGAGCAGUCCCGACAGACUCAGAAAGUGGCUUACACUAACGGCACUUCUGACUAUUCCUCUUCAGAAGAUUUCAAAGUAGAUACGUUCGAAUAUAGACUCUUGAGGGAAGUGUCAUUCAGAGAGACUAUCACCAAAAGAUACGUGGGCGAAAGUGAUAUUCAAAUGAACACCGAAAUCGAUAGAACAUUAGGGGCCGUUGCCCCUCCAAAGAUAGCCCAGAAGCCCAGAAACUCAAAACUCCAGGAAGGUGCCGACGCUCAGUUCAACGUACAGUUGUCGGGUAAUCCCAGGCCACGGGUAACGUGGUUCAGAAACGGGCAGAGGCUAGUUAACUCGAACAAACAUGAAAUCAUAACUACACAUAACCAAACCACACUUAGAGUUAAGAAUACGCAAAAGUCUGAUUCGGGCCACUACACAUUAUUGGCUGAAAACCCCAAUGGAUGCAUUGUAACAUCAGCUUACCUUGCUGUAGAAUCGCCACAAGAAACUUACGUGCAGGAUCACAAAUCACAAUAUAUUACGGAUACUCAGCAAACAGAGACUGAAGAAAGAGUAGAAAUAGUUGAGAAAGCUCUCGCUCCGCAAUUCGUAAAGGUCUGCCAAGAUCGAGAUGUAACAGAAGGAAAAUUGACGCGAUUCGAUUGCCGCGUCACGGGCAGACCUUACCCUGAAGUCACGUGGUUCAUUAACGAUAGACAAAUCCGAGACGAUUAUAAUCAUAAGAUAUUAGUAAACGAGUCAGGUAAUCAUGCGCUUAUGAUUACAAACGUCGAUCGAAGUGACAGCGGUGUAGUCACGUGUGUCGCCCGCAACAAGAGCGGCGAGACAUCCUUCCAGUGCCGACUGAACGUCAUCGAGAAGGAGCAAGUGGUAGCCCCCAAGUUCGUCGAGCGUUUCAGCACGCUAAGCGUUCGUGAAGGAGAACCUGUGGCGCUGAAUGCACGAGCAGUUGGCACACCUACACCGCGGAUCACAUGGCAGAAGGACGGCGUUCCGAUUAUACCCAAUCCAGAAUUACGAAUUAAUACCGAUGGUGGAACCUCGACACUGGACAUCCCUCGAGCCAAGGCGUCGGAUGCGGCAUGGUAUCAGUGUACCGCCCAGAACGUCGCAGGUUCCACCGCCACUCGGGCAAGGCUCUACGUGGAAGUUCCGAAGGAGCCUCCGCCCGAACAAAAGCGUCUGCACUUGCCGCGGCCAACAAGGAUAAUCGAACCAGAGCCUGCUCCUGGACCAGAGAUUAUUUACUUAAGGCACGUGGAAAGGGCACGACCUUACGUUCCUCCGGGUGAGGAAGACCGAGUUUAUCCUCCACCACAGUUUAUCGUGCCACUGAAGAGUGUAACACAGAUGGAAGGUGGCAAGGUUCACUUUGAAACGAGAAUAGAACCGGUCGGCGACCCAACGAUGAAGAUAGAAUGGUUGAGAAAUGGGCAAAGUAUCGAAGCUAGUUCAAGAUUCACGUCAAUAUUCAGGUUUGGAUACAUUUCUCUAGAUAUGCUCAGUCUUAACAUUCAAGAUAGUGGAGAAUACACAUGCCGAGCUGUCAGUGCAACCGGUAUGGCCGAAACUAAAGCAAUGUUGCAAGUUACACCUAGAGCAACCAUUGAAAGGACAAGCCAACACCCGGAAAGUCUUCAAUACAUUCAACAAUUAGAAGAUUACUCUAGAUAUCAGCACCAAGAGUCAGUUGAAGAAAAUAUUUCACAGAAGCCUCAAUUUAUCAGGCCUUUGCAAGAACUUGGCGAACUCCAAGAAGGCAGAAACGCUCACUUUGAAGCUCAAUUGACGCCGGUCAGCGACCCGCACAUGAGAGUGGAGUGGUACAAAGACGGUCGUCCGAUUACAGCCAGCUCGCGAAUCACGUCAAUCUUCAACUUCGGUUACGUCUCCCUUAACAUCAUGCACCUACGGGCUGAAGAUGCAGGUUCGUACACUGUGAGAGCUGUAAACAAACUGGGCGAAGCCGUCAGCACCGCUUCCAUCAAAGUAGCGGCAAGAAGCACGGUCACCUCAGAUCUCGGCAUACCGGAACAAAGGCGCUAUAUAGAAAAAACAGAACAAUUAGAAGCAUAUCAGCAACAGCAAAAUGUUAAAUAUUAUCAAGAAGUACCUGAAAGUACACAACGACCAGAAUUCAAAACACCUAUUAAAGAUCAGCUGAACGUUAAAGAAGGUGGAUUUGCCCACUUUGAGGCUCGUCUCGAGCCGGUGGGGGACUCUACCUUGAGGGUAGAAUGGUUAAAGGACGGACGUCCUGUGGAAGCUAGUUCAAGAAUAACAACAUUCUUCAACUUUGGAUAUGUAGCACUGACAAUUAAGUCAGUGACUGUACAUGAUGUUGGUCAUUACACCUGCCGAGCCUACAAUGCUCUCGGACAGGCAACUACUAGUGCCCACUGCACUAUUGUAACCAAGAAAGAUAUCAUUGCGGAAUCGCAACACCCAGGAGGUCUCGAGAAGAUUCAACAUCUAGAGGAUACAAGCAGAUACACGAAGCGAUCUGAAGAAGAAGUGAAAGUAGCUCCAAAACCUCGCUUUCUCGGACCUUUGAAAGGCACAAAUAAAAUUGUAGAAGGUCAAAGUGCCCAUUUCGAAGCGAGAGUAGAGCCUCAGAGUGACUUGACUAUGUCUGUGGAAUGGUAUUUCAAUGGAAAGCAAAUCAAACAAGCUAACCGUACUCAGACUUAUCAUGAUUUCGGAUACGUUGCUUUAGAUAUAUCCAGCGUUCGAGCCGAAGAUUCCGGAACGUACACUGUUGUAGCUCGCAACGCUGCUGGAGAAGCUCAGUUGAGCACUUCAAUGGUAGUAGAAACACGGUCCAGUAUUGAUACAUCAAGUAUUCAUCGUGGCCUAUAUGAGAAAACACGCCACCUUGAAGAGUCCAAAUUUGUGGAACCAAUGUAUCAAAUUGAAGAAAUUUCAAAGUCGAAACCCAUUUUCGUACAGCCGCUAUCAGACCCAGCGCCUGUAUCAGAAGGUAAAAAUAUCCAUCUCGAAUGCAGAUUAGAACCUAUGGGUGAUCCUACAAUGAGAGUUGAAUGGUUCCACAAUGGAAGGGCUGUGACCGUCGGUUCCAGAUUUAAGACUUAUUAUGACUUUGGUUUUGUGGCACUAGACAUUAUUCACGCUACAUCUACUGACACCGGUGAAUAUACAGUAAGGGCAGUCAACCACUUAGGUUCAGCUCACACCUCAGCGAUGGUACGGGUCAUCGAAAGAUCAGAUAUUCUGACUGAGACUCAGAACGAGCAAGCUGUCGAACAAAUUCAAAUGCUCGAGGAUGCUGCUCGCAGAAGUAGGCAAGUUCAAGAGGACAUAACAGUAAUGCAGGCACCACAAUUUUCAAGAUCCCUACAUAACGUUGAAACUAUUGAGGGAACAAACGUACAUCUGGAAUGUCGAUUGCAACCAGUUGGCGACCCGACCAUGAGAGUGGAUUGGUUCUGCAAUGGCAGACCGAUUAAAACUGGCCACAGAUUUAGACCAGCUUAUGAAUUCGAUUAUGUAGCUCUUGAUCUGUUAAGCGUGUAUCCUGAAGAUUCCGGAGUUUACACUUGUCAGGCAACAAACCAACUCGGUGAAGCUGUUACUUCUUGUGCGCUACGCGUUAUCGCAAAGAAGGACCUUAUUUUUGAGUCACAACAUCCAUCGGGCCUCGAGAAGAUUCAGUACCUCGAAGAUGCUUCUCGUUAUAAGAAGUCCGAAAUGAUUGACGAGACUAUUAAUAUCAAACCACAGUUUGUGACUAAGCCCAAAUCAAUAGAAAAUGUCGUAGAAGGGCAUCACGUCCACUUCGAGUGUAAAUUGGAACCAGUAACUGAUUCUAAUCUGAAAGUGGAAUGGUUUAAGAAUGGUCAACCCGUGACUAUUGGACACCGAUUCAGACCAAUUCACGACUUUGGUUAUGUAGCCUUAGAUAUCAUUGACUUAAUUGCAGAAGACUCCGGAGUAUACACGUGCAGAGCAGUUAAUCAUGUCGGAACUGACGAAGUCAGCUGUAGGCUCUCUUGUCGUGGAACAGCAGACAUUGUUAGGGGCACACAAAAUGAAGCCGGUCUGGAACAGAUUCAGCAUCUAGAAGACCGAACUAAAUAUCAAAGAUCAGACAUGGUCGAUGAAAUUACAACCCAGGCACCUAUUUUCACAACAUCGCUGAAGAAUAUUGAAAUCAAGGAAGGUCAGCGUGCGCAUUUCGAGUGUAGAUUGAUUCCAGUUUCUGAUGCCACUAUGAAAGUUGAAUGGUACCAUAACAACCGGCCUCUUAAGAGUGGUUCCAGGUUCACGGAGACCAACAACUUCGGAUUUGUUGCUCUCGACAUCAUGUCUUGUUUACCAGAGGACUCUGGAACUUACACUUGCAGAGCUAUCAAUGCACUGGGUGAAGCCGUUACCUCUGGAAUUGCUAUUGUACAUUCCAAGAAAUCAAUUUAUUUGGAGUCGCAGCAUGAAGGAGCUCUGGGUAGGCUCAACCAGCUAGAAGAUACCUCAAGAUACCAGAGGCACAGUGCCCAAGAUGAAUUUAUAACUCAGGCUCCGGUAUUUACAAUGCCCAUGAAAGAUAUUAAGGUAGCCGAAAACCAGGCCGCACACUUUGAAGCUAGACUUAUUCCGGUAGGUGACCCGAAACUUCGAGUUGAAUGGUUGCGCAAUGGGGUCCCUAUCGAAGCUUCUAACCGCUUGACGACAAUGCAUGACUUCGGGUACGUCGCUCUUAAUAUGAAAUACGUUAACCCUGAGGACUCUGGAACUUACACUUGCCGGGCUAUAAAUGAGCAGGGUGAGGCUGUAACAUCCUCGACCUUGUUCGUACAAUCCAAAGCAUCACUCCAAUUUGAAUCACAACACGAAAGUGCCUUAGAAAAGAUUCAACAACUGGAAGGCGCAACCCGUUACCAGCGCAGAGAGGAAGUUGAUAUUGCUAUCAACCAGGCGCCUAGAUUUGUUACUCAACUUAAUGGACCUUCAAAACUAGUUGAGGGCCAAAGCGCUCAUUAUGAGUGCAGGAUCGAGCCAUACCCAGACCCGAACAUGCGUGUAGAAUGGUACUUCAACGGCAAGGUCCUUCAGAGUGGUCAUCGCUACCGCACUUCGUAUGAUUUUGGUUUCGCAGCUCUUGACAUCCUUCAAGUAUACGGUGAAGAUUCUGGCGAGUACACAUGCAAAGUCAUCAAUAACUUGGGCCAAGCUACUUCUUCAAUCAAGUUAAGCGUUCAAUCUAAGGAAUCUAUAAUCAGAGACACACAACACGAAAGCGCACUGGAGAAGAUACAAUACCUCGAGGACGAGAGCAGAAAUAAGCGCGUCGUCCGCGAUGAGAGCUUUGUGGCAGAGAAGCCUCAGUUUGGCAAACCACUCAAAAAUACUCAUGUGGCCGAGGGCCACCCAGUCCACCUGGAAGCAACACUUACACCAGUCAACGAUCCAACCAUGCGUGUAGAGUGGUAUUGCAACGGCAGGCCGGUCGCACAGGGCCACAGAUUCAAGACUACGUACGACUUUGGUUAUGUCGCACUUGAUGUUCUUUAUGCUUAUUCCGAAGACACCGGCACUUAUAUGUGCAAGGCUACAAAUGCCGUCGGUGAAGCAGUUACUACGAGCUCGGUAAAAGUUGAUGCUAAAGCUGGUCUUUACCUCGAUACCUUGGAUGAGCAAAGGUUGAAAAAAAUACAGGAACUUGAACGAUUUGAGAGACCGAAAGCGGUUGAAGAGGAAAAACCUGGUCAACGACCGGUCUUCCUUACAGCUCUAACUAGUCUUGAAAAUUUGAAAGAAGGAGAUAGGGCUCACUUUGAAUGCAGAGUUGAGCCAAUUAACGACCCCGAUUUGAAAAUCGAGUGGUUCCUUAACGGUAAAAAGAUUAGAGCUGGUCACAGAUAUAGAACGACUCAUGACUUUGGUUAUGUCGCUUUAGAUAUUCUUUACACUUAUUCUGAAGACUCUGGCACUUACAUGUGCAAAGCUACCAACAAGCUGGGUGAAGCGGUUAACACUUGUACUAUGAAGGUUGCAGGUCUCAGAGGUAUCAUCCUGGACACUCAACAUCCCAAUGGCCUUGAGAAGAUCAGACAAUUAGAGGCACAAGGUCAUCACACCAGGAUGGAAAUCGAAGAGCCCACGAUCAGUAUACCUAGGUUCGUCACUGAGCUUAGAGGAACAACUCACGUAUAUGAAGGCCAGACUGCGCAUUUCGAAUGCCAGGUUGAGCCUAUUCAUGAUCCCAACUUGCGUAUUGAAUUUUAUCACAAUGGUAAAGCCCUGCAAUCUGCCUCACGGUUCCAUAUCACUUUUGAUUUUGGUUAUGUGUCUUUGGAUAUCCAGCACUGUGUGCCAGAAGACGCAGGUGAAUAUUCUGUAAAAGCAAUUAACGCUCUCGGACAGUGUACGUCCGCCAUAUCCAUGACAGUAACCGCAAAAGGCAGUAUUAUAAUGGAAUCACAACGUCCCGAGGGUCUCGAAAAGAUCCGGGAACUAGAAUCUGUGGAGCCGUUUAAGCGGCCUGAAAUUCCAGAACCGGUCACAAGGCAAAGACCCGUAUUUACUCAGCCACUUCAGAACAUUGAUAACAUACAAGAAGGACAAACAGCGCACUUCGACUGCCGCCUUAUCCCAGUCGGGGACCCGACUCUUAAGGUGGAAUGGUUCAGAAACGAGAAGCUAAUCGAAGAUAGUUCCAGGAUUACUAAGACCCACGAUUUUGGUUACGUAUCAAUGACUAUUACUCAUGUGCGUGACGAAGACGAGGGCGUGUACAUGUGCAGAGCCUCAAACCUAUUAGGAGAGGCAGUUACAACUGCUGCCAUGAAAAUUAAGACUAAGGCAGCCAUCCAAAUGGAAACUCAACAUCCCGAGGGUAUGAAGAAGAUUCAACGUCUUGAAGAGCCUUCACAGAGAAGACCUGAUGAACCUGAGAGAGAGUUUGAAAAGCCCAUCUUUACUCAAGUUCUCACAGGGCCUUCGGAGUUGUGGGAAGGACAGCAUGCUCACUAUGAAGCGCGCGUGGUGCCAGUAGGCGAUCCUAGCCUUCGAUUUGAGUGGUACAUCAAUGGUGUUGAACUUAAAAUGGGAUCAAGAUUCCGUACAACGCAUGACUUUGGUUUUGUAACUCUGGACAUCAAUUCCGUUGUCGCGGCAGACGCUGGUUUAUACAUGUGCAAAGCUAUCAAUAGAGCGGGUAGCACAGUGUCUUCGACGUCCCUAAAAGUUAAAACAAAGUCUACUAUUGUUGACCAAGCAAUGCGCCCAGAAUCUUGGGAACAGAUUCAACUUAAAGAGGCUGCAAUGAAUAAGGUUCCUGAAAUGUUUAUUGACUCCGGUGUUCAACAAGCGCCGAUCUUCACUACUCACUUAAAGAGUUACGACAAACUCGUUGAAGGUCAACAUGUGUUCCUCGAAGCUCAGGUCGAACCGCGCACCGACCCGAACUUAAGGAUAGAAUGGUUUAAAAAUGGAAUGUCAUUAACAACAGGAUCGAGAAUCAAGAGCACCUUUGACUUUGGCCUAGUGACACUGUCCAUUAAUGGCGUUAGAAUCGACGAUUCAGGUAUUUAUACAUGCAAAGCAACAAAUCUAAUGGGCGAGGCUGUUUCUACUGCGUCAAUUAAAAUUGAAGACCGUCAUUGGCUCCUUGGAGAAUCCCUUCAUCCUGAAUCAUUGGAUAGGAUUGGGGCCUUGGAGCAACCUAAAGCUGCCAAACCAGAAUCACCUGAGCCAACUUACGAGAUCCCAGUGUUUAUCUCGCAUUUAAAUAAUAUCGUUUGCAAAGAAGGUGAUAACAUUCACUUCGAAUGCAAUGUCGAGCCAUCUAGAGAUCCUACACUGAAGAUUGAAUGGUUCUUCAACAAUGAACCACUUCCUUCAGGUACCAGAAACAAGGCAACACAUGAUUUCAGUUAUGUGUCAUUAGACAUCACACACACGUACGAAGAAGAUUCUGGAAUCUACACUUGCAAGGCUACCAAUAGCAAGGGUUCGGCUACUACAUCUGGUUCUUUGAGGUGUACUGGAGAUAAACAUAUUUACCUUGAUACACAACAUCCUCAGGGCAAAUCUGGUUUGGAAGCCGUAGAACAGGCCGAAGAGGCCAGAGUAGCAAAGGGUAGACGAUCCUCCGUACCUGACGCAGACUAUCCUAAGCCCGAGUGGGUCGUCCCUGUGGCUGCUGAGCAUCAAUUAGUCGAGGGUCAAUCACUUCACCUUGAGGGUCAAGUUGAACCGAAGAAUGACCCUAAUCUGAAAAUUGAAUGGUAUUUCAAUGGGAAAGUAUUACAACAGGCCUCGCGGUUCAAACUAACUAGUGAUUUCGGAUUUGUGACAUUAGAUUUAAUUGAUGUAUAUGAAAGAGACAGUGGUAUUUACACAUGUAAGGCUUUCAACAAAAACGGUGAAGCAUUUACCUCAUCGACCGUUUUCUGUACCAGCAAGGCUAACCUCAUUGAAGGAACACAACAUCCAAAGGGUACUGAAGGACUUGAAAAGAUUCAAAACCUUGAGGACUCUCUUCGAAGAGAACCCGGUCAGAAACCUGAUGACGAUAGUGGAAGGGCUCCUGAAUUCACAACGGUAUUCCAAGAUAUAUUAGAUAUUAGUGAGGGACAGAUAGCCCAUUAUGAAGCUUCGCUGAUACCGACUGGUGACCAAACGAUGGUCAUCGAAUGGUUCUACAAUGGAAAAACAAUUGAAGCGAGUCAUCGUAUAAGAACCGUAUACGCCUUUGGUAUGUGUGUUCUUGAAAUUUUAGGCACCAAGACUACUGACUCUGGCACAUACUCUUGCCGUGCUACUAACAAGUGGGGACAAGCUGAAAUCAGUGUUAAACUGGAGUGCGUAGAUAAGAGCAAGGGACAAAAACCGAGAUUCACUACACACAUUCAAAAUGUCGAGGGCUUGAAAGACGGGCAAUCGGCUCAUUUUGAAUGUACGGUGAUACCUGUCGACGAUCCCGACAUGAAGAUUGAAUGGUAUCACAAUGGUCAGCUUUUGCGUCAUUCUACAAGGAUCAAGACAGUUUCUGAUUUCGGUUUUGUCGUGAUGGACAUAGCGUACACGCAGAACCACGAUGCUGGAGAAUACGUUUGCCGUGCUUACAACAAAUAUGGCGAGGACUUCACCAAAGCUACAAUUAGUUGCUACAGUAGAAGUGGAGUUUACUUGGAGAGCUUGCAGCCUGAUUCGCUAGCUAAAAUCAGAGAAUUGGAAAAUUUACACGGCGCACAGCAACAAACGCCAUCCACUCCGUCUGCAGAGCCACCGAAGUUCCUCACACAAAUUCAGGAUGUAACUAAACUAGUAGAGGGCCAGAGUGCUCACUUCGAAGCGCGAUUGGUACCUGUUGAUGACCCAGACCUUAAAGUCGAAUGGUUUUAUAACGGCAAGAAACUUCCCCAUGGACAUAGGUAUAGAACAUUCCAUGACUUUGGCAUCGUUAUAUUGGAUAUAUUAUACUGCUACGAAGAAAAUUCUGGUGUGUACGAGUGUGUUGCGACCAACAAAUUGGGCCGUGAUUCAACUAAGGCUACACUCAAAUGCACAUCAAAAGAGAACUUGAUCUUGGACUCGCAACUCCCGCGGGGCAUGGAAGGUGGCUUAGAAAAGUUACAAACGUUGGAAGACUCGAUGAUACGAAGGAAAGAUACCGAUGUUCAGGAGGAAAGAGGAAAGGCUCCAGUAUUUACUGUACCUCUAUCUAAUAUCGAAAACCUGCGAGAGGGAGAAAACGCUCACUUUGAGGCUCGUCUUACGCCAACUGAUGAUCCUAACCUUAAAGUCGAGUGGUACUGGAACGGUAAAUCACUAAAGGCUGGAUCGAGAUUCAGGACGUUCUGUGAUUUCGGAUUUGUUAUUCUAGAAAUCUCGCCCACUUAUCCAGAAGACUCUGGUGAAUAUUUAUGCCGAGCUUACAACAACUUUGGCGAAGCUGUAACUACGGCUACUAUGAAGGUGCAAGGCAAGCGUAAUAUCAUCCUUGAAUCGCAAUUGCCUAAAGGCAUGGAAGGCACUAUUGAUAAGAUAGCAGUGCUCGAAGGAUACACUGGCACAGUAGACUCGAUGUCACCUGAGGUGGAGAGCGGAAACCCGCCAGAAUUCAUAACCACUCCUUCUGAUCUCAUUUUGACUGAGAAUUCUUCAGCUCACUUUGAAUGUCGCUUGGUACCAAUUAAUGAUUCUAGCAUGAGAGUGGAAUGGUUCCACAACGGAAAACCGUUGUUGACUGGUUCUAGAGUAAAGACGAUCAAUGACUUCGGUUUCGUCAUUCUGGAAGUUGGCGGAGUUUAUCAGAGAGAUGCAGGUUUAUAUACUUGCAAGGCUACAAACCGUCACGGUGAGGCGACCGUUUCAUGUAAACUGCAAGUCAAAGGUAGACAAGGAAUUGUUCUUGAACCUCAACUGCCAUCUCACUUUAAAUCAGGAACUGAGAGUAUUCAAAGGCUUGAAGAAACUUUGCACAAGCGUGAGGAGAUUAUGUCCGAAGAUGAAAAACCUAACCCACCGAGAUUCACUGUGGAAAUCAAGGAUAACGUCGAUGUUCCUGAGGGUGGACCCAUCCACUUCGACUGCCGCGUAGAACCCGUCGGGGACCCAACAAUGAGAAUUGACUGGUUCCACAACGGCAGGCCGUUUGCAACUGGCUCUCGCGUGCAUAUGCUGAAUGAUUUUGGUUUUAUUGCUCUAGAUAUCGAUUAUAUCUACGCACGUGAUUCUGGUGAAUAUACCUGCCGUGCCACUAACAGGUGGGGCUCUGCCACCACUACGGCAAGAAUUACAUGCAGCGCCAAACGCGAUAUUGUUUUAGAGUCGCAGUUACCACAAGGCAUGAGUGGCGAGAAAAUCAAAGAGCUCGAGAAAGGUCGCGUGAGCGAUGUUCCCAAAGACGAGCCUGUGAUCAGCUCUCCACCUAAAUUCAUUACUCAGAUCCAAAGUCAUACCGUCGAAGAAUCAGAAGGCGUGCGAUUUGAAUGCCGCGUAGAGCCCAAAGAAGAUCCAAAACUAAGGAUUGAAUGGUAUCGCAAUGGUAAACUGUUACCUAGCGGCCAUAGAUACCGCACCGUGUAUGACAUGGGAUUUGUGUCGCUUGACAUUUUAUAUGUUUAUGCUGAAGAUUCUGGAGAGUACAUGUGCAGAGCUGUUAAUGAUUUCGGCGAAGACUUCACAAAGGGCACCGUUUCAUGCAAACAGCUGCCAGAUAUAAUUCUCCAGAACCAAGUACCUCGAGGAAUGAAGAAAUCUGAAGCAUUGACUCAAAUGGAGGCUACAAUCAAGAAGUAUACGUCUGAAAUAUUCUUAACUGAAGAUGACUUGUACGACGCUGAUAAGAAACAGCCUCCGCGAUUUGUGACACAGAUUCAAAGCCAAACUUCUCUAGUUGAAAUGGAGAAAACCAAAUUCGAAUGCCAACUGGCCCCUGUUGGAGAUCCUAAUAUGAAAGUAGAAUGGUUCUUUAAUGGCAAACCGCUACUUCAUAAGAAUCGCUUUGAACCUAUUUACGACUUCGGUUAUGUUGCAAUGAAUUUUGGAUGGGUGUAUCCCGAGGACAGCGGUGAAUACGUCUGUCGGGCCACCAAUCUCUACGGCAUGGAUGAAACCCGGGCUAUAAUCAAGACCGCUGGCAAACCUGGCAUAGUUUACGACUCACAGCUACCAAAGCACAUGAAGAGUAUUGAGAAAAUCAGAGAGAUGGAAGCGUCGUGGCAAGUAGCUCCCGAGCAAGCAGUUGAAAUGGAGAAAGCCCGCUCUCCGCCAGUGUUUGUCAGUCGUCCGGACCCGGUAACAGUUGAGGAAGGCGAGUGGGCAAGAUUCUGCUGCCGUGUUACGGGACACCCGAAACCAAGGGUUAUGUGGCUUCUUAACGGAAACACCAUCGUUAACGGAUCAAGAUACAAGCUGACUUAUGAUGGAAUGUAUCACUUCGAUAUUCCAAAGACGCGUCAGUACGACACAGGAAAAAUUGAAGUGGUUGCUAGAAGCUCAGCCGGCGAAGCGGUUGCAACAAGUGAACUUAAGGUUAUUCCGAGACAUGAUGACUACAGAGGUGUUUUGAAAAACGCUCCCCGACCUUGGUAUGAUGAAACGACACAAUAUCAACGUACUGAAACUGAAUUGGAGAAAACUUUCGAAGAGAGACAUACACAGCAACGCCAGGGCACCAUUGACCAUAGACCCGAAUUGAAGCCGAAAUUGCACAAAGAACCCGAAACUGAGUGGCAACAAUCCGUAAAGAAGAAGAAGAGUGAGGAAUACUACAACAAACUCCAAGAGUUAGAGAAUGAACAAGUUGUAAAGGAAAGCAGGCUGAGAGAAUCGACACACCAGUACGCUAUCCCCGGCGAGAAGGUUGUGAAUGCUUCUGUUGCUAAGGGAAUGGCACAGAAAUACCAAGAUACUUUGGAGCAGUCUGAACAAGUAGUUGAACAGAAACAAGUAACGCAAAAGAAAGUUGUUCAAAAGCCGAGAAUUCCGGAUCCAUCCGAGUCAACUGUUCACGGCAAGGAAGUGCACGUAGCCAAACAGAAACAGGUACAGAAAGAGGUUGUCGGUGACACAGAAAUCACCCGUAAAAUAACAUCCACUGAGACGACUGAGGUUGAACACAAGGCCCAAACUCAAGAAAGAGUAGUAGAAGGUCCAGUCAAGCCUAGCAAUCCACCAGUUUUCACCAAGAAGAUGCAACCCUGCAGAGUAUUUGAACAGGAACAGGCUAGGUUUGAAGUCGAGUUUGACGGCGAUCCACUUCCUACCAUUAAAUGGUACAGAGAGAACUUCCCGAUCAAGAAUUCGGCAGAUUUUCAGAUUCAUACUUUCAGCACCAAGUCUAUUCUUAUCAUACGACGAGUUUUCAUUGAAGAUUCGGCCGUAUUUGCUGCUGUUGCUGAAAACAAAGGCGGAACAGCUAAAUGCAGUGCAAAUCUUGUAGUUGAGGAACGUAGGAGGCAAGGCCGAGGUGGCAUCAGCCCACCAAGUUUCACAUUGACGGCACAAAACGUUAAUGUGACUUCUGGUCAGCUAGUGAGAUUCGACACCAAGGUGACGGGAACUAAACCUAUUGAUGUUUACUGGUUGAAAAAUGGACAAAAAGUUCAACCCGAUAUAAGAAACAAAAUUUUGGAAGAAGACGGAACCUACACCCUUUUGAUUCUUGAGGCGUAUCCUCAAGAUUCUGGAAAAUACGAAUGCGUAGCUAUUAACUCUGCUGGAGAAGCUAGAUGCGACGCGGAAUGCUACGUCAACGCUCCUGCCACGAAAGAAAAACCUAAACCUCAAACUAAAGCCGCAAAUGCACCUCCGGAAGUGAUUGAGCCGCUGAAAGACAAAGUUGUUACUGAGGGUCAUGCUAUCGAAUUUAGCUGCAAAAUUAUUGGAAAGCCGACACCUACAGUUCAAUGGUACAAGGGAGAUAAGUUAAUUAAACCAUCUAAGUACUUCCAAAUGUCUAGGGCAGCGGAUGAGUACACACUACGCAUAUCAGAGGCUUUCCCUGAAGAUGAAGGGGAUUAUAAGUGUGUGGCCUUUAAUUCUGGAGGCCGAAUAACUGCCGCUGCAAAACUGAAAGUUUCCCAGCCAGAUCAAGCUGACGCCUUGCCCACGCUGACACCUUUACGUGACGUCACUGUCAAUGAGGGACAGCCGGCGCAGUUCAAGACUGUCAUUACAAGCAAGGUCAAACCAACUAUACAAUGGCUACGUGAAGGCGCUAAAAUUCCGGAAACUCCCGAUUUUCAGAUGAUCCACGAGGGCAACAACGCUGUGCUGCUCAUCGGAAACACGUACGAGGAGGACACCGGAAUCUUUACUUGCCGGGCGAUCACCUCCGCAGGCCAGGUCGAGACCUCGGCAAAACUAGUCGUCAAAAAAUCCCGAACAGUUAUUUCACGAAAAACGUUCAAAGAAAAAACUGGUUUUAAUCAAUCUACGGCUGAUCAAAAAACAACGACCAGCAAAGGAUUAUAUCAGUCAACAGAAGAAUCCAAUAUUUUACGACUUGAAAACGUACAAGAUGUUGAAACUAAAACUACCACGGUUCCCUGGCGCACCAAGAGAGUGACUGAAGAAUUGAAAAAAGAAGAAACUUUGGAAACUGUAAAUUGGCGUAAACUAAAGCCGCAGGUACAGGAACAACAAACUUCUAUGCAGCAGGUGACAUUUACCGAAGAUGCAAAUAUAUUGACUGUUGAUAACAAAGAACUUAUUGACAAAACGAAGUUAAUCGAAACAAGACACUGGAGAAAACCUAGACAGGAUAUACAGCAAAUCGAAAGUACAACGACAUCUGAAGAUAGUAAUAUACUAGCAGUUGACAAAACAAUGGUCACAAGCGAAACCGUAAAAGAAGAACAGCUUGAGACUAAACAUUGGCGUAGACCAAGAUCUGAACCCAAAGAAGAUGCAAGUGUACCAGAAGCAGAACCACAAGAGCCAACCAAGCGACGGUCAUCAGCUUUCCAAGAGCAAAAACCUGAAACUGUACCGUGGACUCAAGAGAGCAUCAAAUUACGUAAAACUAAAAUAGAUAAGAAAGAAAUAGAAAGAGAGAAAAUAGAAGACGUCACAUUAAAACAAGUUCGAAAAACGUCUACACAAGACACUAUAGAUCGAACAGUCAUCGAAGAUUCAAAACCGGAACAUUGGAGAAAAUCUCUAACACAGGCGGUUCCUAAGCAUGUUGAAGAUUAUACUUCAUCUGAGGAUGCUAACAUACUAGUAAUUGAUAAAACAAUUGAAACCGCCGAAAGCGUAAAACAGGAUUCACUUGAGACAAAACAUUGGCGCAAGCCUCGUUCUGAACCUAAGCAAGAGGCAGAUGUACCCGAAGAACAAACACAAGAACCAAUAAGACGAAGAUCAUCAGCAUUCCAGGAGCAAAAACCAGAGGCUGUGCCGUGGACUCAAGAAAGCAUAAAAUUGCGCCCUACUCAAGUUGAAAAGAGAGAAAUAGCAAAAGAAAAGAUUGAAGAUGUAUCAUUAAAACAAGUGAAAAAACCUUCGGUGGCAACCUUAUUCGAACAAGAUGAGAAGAACACCGUUGGUAGAAUAAUCACCGAAGACACAGAAAUUCUGCACGUUGAUAAAUCAGAAGUCGUUCACCAAGAGGAUAUUGAGUAUAGACAAAAAUCUCGCACAAAGGAAGUAAGCAAACGGAAGCCAAAAGAAGAACAGCCGGCUGAAGAAGUUGUACUUAAACCGGUCCCUAAACAAAAACCUCUAGAGGAAGAGAAGAAACCAGAAGAAGUGCAACUUAAGCCAAUUAAAAAAGACAAACCUCUUGAAGAGGCACAGCCAGAGGAGGUAUCAUGGCGAGGCAAACGGAAGCCAAAAGAAGAACAGCUGGCUGAAGAAGUUGCACUUAAACCGAUACCUAAACAUAAGCCGGUAGAGGAAGAGACAAAACCGGAAGAAGUGCAACUUAAACCAGUGAAAAGAGACAAGCCAAAACCCGUUGAAGAAAUUCAGCCGGAAGAAGUUUCAUGGCCUACCGGUAAAAGGCGACCUAAAAAAGAACAGCCUGUGGAAGAGGUUCAACUCAAACCAGUGCCUAAACAAAAGGAUGUCGAAGAAGAAAAACCGGAAGAAGUGCAACUCAAGCCAAUCAAAAAAGACAAACCUGUUGAAGAGGCACAGCUAGAGGAGAUAUCAUGGCGAGGCAAACGGAAGCCGAAAGAAGAACAGCCGUCUGAAGAAGUUGUGCUUAAACCGGUACCUAAACAGAAGCCUGAAGAGGAAGAGACAAAACCAGCAGAAGUGCAACUUAAGCCAAUUAAAAAAGACAAACCUGUUGAAGAGGCACAGCCAGAGGAGGUAUCAUGGCGAGGCAAACGGAAGCCGAAAGAAGAACAGCCGGCUGAAGAAGUUGUACUUAAACCGGUCCCUAAACAAAAACCUCUAAAGGAAGAGAAGAAACCAGAAGAAGUGCAACUUAAGCCAAUUAAAAAAGACAAACCUGUUGAAGAGACACAGCCAGAGGAGGUAUCAUGGCGAGGCAAACGGAAGCCAAAAGAAGAACAGCCGGCUGAAGAAGUAGCACUUAAACCGAUACCUAAACAGAAGCCUUUAGAGGAAGAGACAAAACCGGAAGAAGUGCAACUUAAACCAGUGAAAAAAGACAAGCCAAAACCCGUUGAAGAAAUUCAGCCGGAAGAAGUUUCAUGGCCUACCGGUAAAAGGCGACCUAAAAAAGAACAGCCUGUGGAAGAGGUCCAACUCAAACCAGUUCCUAAACAAAAGGAUGUCGAAGAAGAAAAACCUGAAGAAGUGCAACUCAAGCCAAUCAAAAAAGACAAACCUGUUGAAGAGGCACAGCCAGACGAGAUAUCAUGGCGAGGCAAACGGAAGCCGAAAGAAGAACAGCCGGCUGAAGAAGUUGUGCUUAAACCGAUACCUAAACAGAAGCCUGUAGAGGAAGAGAUAAAACCGGAAGAAGUGCAUCUUAAACCAGUAAAAAAAGACAAACCUGUUGAAGAGGCACAGCCGGAGGAGGUAUCAUGGCGAGGCAAACGGAAGCCAAAAGAAGAACAGCCGGCUGAAGAAGUUGUGCUGAAACCGAUACCUAAACAGAAGCCUGUAGAGGAAGAGAUAAAACCGGAAGAAGUGCAACUUAAACAAGUAAAAAAAGACAAGCCAAAACCCGUUGAAGAAAUUCAGCCAGAAGAAGUUUCUUGGCCUACCGGUAAAAGGCGCCCUAAAGAAGAACAGCCUGUGGAAGAGGUUCAACUCAAACCAGUGCCUAAACAAAAAGAUCCUGUAGAGGAAGAGAAAAAACAAGAAGAAGUGCAACUUAAACCAAUUAAAAAAGAAAAACCUGUUGAAGAGGCACAGCCAGAGGAGGUAUCAUGGCGAGGCAAACGGAAGCCAAAAGAAGAACAGCCGGCUGAAGAAGUUGUGCUUAAACCGAUACCUAAACAGAAGCCUGUAGAGGAAGAGAUAAAACCGGAAGAAGUGCAACUUAAACAAAUAAAAAAAGAUAAGCCAAAAGCCGUUGAAGAAAUUCAGCCAGAAGAAGUUUCUUGGCCUACCGGUAAGAGGCGACCUAAGGAAGAACAGCCUGUGGAAGAGGUUCAACUCAAACCAGUGCCUAAACAAAAGGAUGUCGAAGAAGAAAAAACAGAAACAGUGCAACUUAAGCCAAGCAAAAAAGAGAAACCUGUUGAAGAGACACAACCAGAGGAGGUAUCAUGGCGAGGCAAACGGAAGCCGAAAGAAGAACAGCCAGCUGAAGAAGUUGUACUUAAACCGGUACCUAAACAGAAGCCUGUAGAGGAAGAGAUAAAACCGGAAGAAGUGCAACUUAAACCAGUGAAAAAAGACAAGCCAAAACCCGUUGAAGAAAUUCAGCCGCAAGAAAUUUCUUGGCCUACUGGUAAAAGGCGACCUAAGGAAGAACAGCCUGUGGAAGAGGUUCAACUCAAACCAGUGCCUAAACAAAAGGAUGUCGAAGAAGAAAAACCGGACGAAGUGCAACUUAAGCCAAUCAAAAAAGACAAACCUGUUGAAGAGGCACAGCCGGAGGAAAUAUCAUGGCGAGGCAAGCGAAAGCCGAAAGAAGAACAGCCGGCGGAAGAAGUUGUACUUAAACCGAUACCUAAACAGAAGCCUGUAGAGGAAGAGAAGAAACCAGAAGAAGUGCAACUUAAGCCAAUCAAAAAAGAAAAACCAAUUGAAGAGACACAACCAGAGGAGGUAUCAUGGCGAGGCAAACGGAAGCCGAAAGAAGUACAGCCGGCAGAAGAAGUUAUCCUUAAACCGGUACCUAAACAAAAACCUUUAGAAGAAGAGAAACCGGAAGAUGUACAACUCAAACCUAUUAAGAAGCAAAAGCCCAAGUCUGUCGAAGAAGAACAGCCUGAGGAUGUUUCUUGGCCUACCGGCAAGAGACGUCCUAAAGAAGAACAACCAGCGGAAGAGGUCGUAUUAAAGCCAGUGCCUAAGCAGAAGCCUAUAGAAGAAGAGAAAUCGGAAGAAGUACAACUCAAGCCUAUUAAGAAGCAAAAGCCCAAAUCUGUCGAAGAAGCACAGCCUGAGGAUGUUUCUUGGCCUACCGGCAAGAGACGUCCUAAAGAAGAACAGCCAGCGGAAGAGGUCGUCCUAAAGCCAGUGCCUAAACAGAAGCCUGUAGAAGAAGAGAAACCGGAAGAAGUACAACUCAAGCCUAUUAAGAAGCAAAAGCCCAAGUCUGUCGAAGAAGCACAGCCUGAGGAUGUUUCUUGGCCUACCGGCAAGAGACGUCCUAAAGAAGAACAACCAGCGGAAGAGGUCGUCCUAAAGCCAGUGCCUAAACAGAAGCCUGUAGAAGAAGAGAAACCGGAAGAAGUACAACUCAAGCCUAUUAAGAAGCAAAAGCCCAAGUCUGUCGAAGAAGAACAGCCCGAGGAUGUUUCUUGGCCUACCGGCAAGAGACGUCCUAAAGAAGAACAACCAGCGGAAGAGGUCGUCCUAAAGCCAGUGCCUAAACAGAAGCCUGUAGAAGAAGAGAAACCGGAAGAAGUGCAACUCAAGCCAAUUAAAAAACAAAAGCCCCAGUAUGUUGAAGAAGAACAGCCUGAGGAUCUAAAACCUGUUAUGAGGGAGAAAUCACCCGACGAAACUAAAGCAGAAGAAGUCCAACAUACAACCACAAAGAAAGAGAAAAAGAUCAAAAAACAACACAUAGUUCAAAAAGUCAAAGAAGAAACUGUAGAAAAAGAAGAUCUUCAACCAGAGCUUGUCGAGAAGACAGAAGAAGAAGAGAAAACAGAGGAAAUACAGCACAAAGUUAUCAAAAAGGAGAAAAAGAUCGCCAAGAAAGACGUUACAAAGGAAAUAAUCGUACUAGAAACACAGGAAGAUUUACAGCCUCAGGUCGAAGAAGAAAAAUCUACGACAAUCCUAACAACUCAAGAAGAAGUAGACCAAAUUCAGCCAGAAGAAAAACCUGUAGAGACAGUACAAAAGCGUGUCAAAAAGGAGAAAAAGGUUGCUAAGGAAGAUAUCAAAGUAGACGAAAUCGUCGCUGAGGAACGAACACAACCAGAGACUGAGGAAGAAAAAGAAGUUACUGCACCAGUGAAACCAGUUGAGAUGCCAGCGGAGAAACUUGAGGAAGUAAAAACUAGAAAAAAAGUUCAUAAAAAAGAAAAGGUUGAAGAGAAAGUCGAAGUCGAAACAGUUGUGCUAGAAAAACAAGAACAACCUGUAUCCGAAGCUCAAGAAGAAGAGAUUACAACAGUCGUAACAACAGAAAGGAAAAGAACGAAGAUUAAGACUAAGAAGCCGGACAAAAAGAAAGUUGGACCGAUAAUUAUAGAACCCAUUAAAGCAAUGAAUAUUCCAGAAAAUAGUAAUGUUGAACUGUAUGUAUCUUAUGAAGCAGAUGAAGAUAAAAAAGUGUUAUGGUAUUGCAACAACAAACUCCUUGAACCAAGUGACGAUUGCAUUAUUCACACUGAAGCUGAUCAUUCGACGAUAGAGAUAAAAUCAGCAGAUAAAAAGAAAGUAGGAAAAUUUGAAGUAGUUGUUGAGUCCAAUAAUAUGAUCACAAAAUCGGCAAGUACUGUUAAAAUCGUAAAGCCGUCUGACGAAGCACUCAUAAAACCACCAGUAUUUAUUCGACCCGUAAGUUCCAAACAAGUCACAUUCGGUGCUAUUGAACUAUUUGAAGCAGAAGUGAAAUCUAAUCCUAGUGCGUCGUUCCAGUGGUUUAUUGGUACCAAGGAGGUAACUUCUUACGCAAAAGAAAAUAAAUUACAUAAUAUUUAUAUAACUACUAAAGAUAAUGUAUCAUGUCUUUGUAUUGAAAAUAUGACUCCAGAUUUAGUAAACGUUAUCACCUGUCGAGCAGAAAAUUUUGCUGGUUCCGUAUCUUGUUCUGCUUCACUAGUGGCAAAAGAUAACGAAACAGAAAUGUACGGUGAGAACCCAGAAUUCAUAGAACCAUUGAAAUCAGCUUCCAUAAUGGAUGGAGAACCUAUAGUAUUAUCAUGCGAAGUAAAGGGAAUUCCUUGGCCUAAAAUAGAAUGGUACCACGAUAAAAGAAUUAUAGAAAAAGCAAGAGACGUAGCAGUGGCAAGACAGGAAUCCGGUUUAUGCGAACUUCACAUUAAAGAAGCAUUCCCAGAAAUGUCGGGCACAUAUACGUGUAUAGCAACUAAUCCCUUCGGGAGUUGCUCCAGCGAAUGUAUUUUAACCGUAGAAGCAUAUGAAUAUGCAUCUGAGGAGGAUAUAUUGAGUGACGAGAAAACAAGUGACAUUGAAGAAUUUGCACCAAGGAUUGUUAAAGCCUUGCCUACGGUUGUAUCUACGACAGAGGGCACACUUACGAGGUUAGAGGCAAAAGCUAUAGGUAUGCCGAAGCCGCAGACAAGAUGGUUGAAACACGGGAUGGAAAUCGUUCAUUCCCAAGAAUACCAAAUUGAAGAAAUGGAAGAUGGCACGUCAAUUUUAAUUAUUCCCGAGGUUUACCAAGAUGAUACGGGUGAAAUUAAAUUUGAAGCCUACAACCCUCUUGGAGUGACGUCUACCAUUGCCGCAUUAUCAGUCGAGAGUAUCAUUGGAACAAAAGAGUAUCGCAAACCGGAAUGGGUGACACAUAUGGAAGAAUUGCAAGCUGCACUGAAAGCUACUCAAUCUGUUCCGACUUUUGUAAAAGAAAUAUUAGGGGAACGUGUUCACGAAGAAGAUACUGUAAAGUUUGAGGCAGUUUAUAGUGGAAACCCAACCCCAGAAAUUCUAUGGUACAAGGACGAUAAAGUUAUAAGAACUGAUGAGCAAUAUACUGUAGAUAAUGUGGAUAAUCAUACAUGGUGUAUAAUUAAAAAAGCUAACAAAACAAAUGAGGGAACCUAUAUGUGCAAAGCUGUCAGUGACAUUGGAAUGGCAAUAACUAAAGCCAAAUUGCAAGUAUUCAAAGCAGGAGAAACCAUUAAAAAGGCUAAAACUGUACGAGAAAAAACCAAACUUGAAAAAACGGUUAAGCGAGAAAAAGAUGUGGUAGAAAAAGAACAAGCGAAAACAGUUUUAGAUGAAGCAACUCCUACCGUCACAGAGGAAGUACAAGAAAUUGAAGAGCCAAAACCAAUUAAAAAAGUUGUAAAAGAAAAGGUAACAGUUAAAUUAAGCUCAGCCGAACCCGUUGAAACUGUCGAUAUGGCUUCCUUUAAAAAGGUUGACAAAAAAGAAAAGCCUGCACCCAAAUUAGAAACUCUAAAGCCAGGUAUAACACCACAUGAGCACCUCAUAUCGUCGCAACAGCAGAAAGAGGAAACGGUCGAAUCCUUUGAGAAAUCUCCCAUCGAGAAACAAAAAGGAAUUAUAAAAACUGUUGAAUCAGACUCCAAAAUGGUAGCGGAGAUUAAUGAGUUACUUGAAGUUAUCAAUGCCAGGGAGUUUGGACCUGGCGAGUCACCAUUGAGAGAACUCGCAAAAAUAGGUUACAUGCUAAGAACUGGUGUCACGACUGAAGAGAUAGAGAGUCUGUAUGAUUCCCAAUAUUUCCCAGCCCUGCGAGUGCCGCAAUCCCAAUCAGCCUUAGUGCAGUUGGUUGAGCGCCAAGGCCAUGGCGCACUCAUUACAGAAGUUCUUACAGAAGAAACGACACAAGACGAAGACGUAAUUGCCGCAAAGGUGGGCUUCCGCGCUUUUCUGAAGAUGGUGGAAAUGAAGGCCAGUUCUGUCGAAGAGGUCAUUGCUCACUUUUACCCUGAAGACUUCAAACCGCGGUCUUGGGAACAAAGAGAAGCACAUGAGGUCAUCGUGGAGUCUUCAGCUGAACACGUCGCGGAAAGUCGUACAACGAAAGUUAUUAAAGAUACAUCGGAGGUUCUCGAAGAAGAAGAUGUCAAAGAAAAAGAACAAGUCAGACGCAAAAAGCAUACUAAACAGAAAAACAUCUCCGAGUUACGCAUUGAAGAAGAAAUUGUUGGAGAAAGAAAAGCAGUCAAAACAGUCCAUCCUAGAGAAAAUGUUGAAGUUUAUGAAGACGACGAAGCAGGGUUACUUGAAACUGCAGAGAUGAUCUACAAAACUGCGACGGCUACAGCUAUUCAUGAAAAUAAAAUAGAAGUAGUCCCUGCUAGUGAGGUAUCUCAUAUAACACCAGACAAAAAAACCGAUAAAAUUAAGGCUAACCUUAAAAUUGACACUAACUACCCAAUAGUUAACGCAUCUCAACAAGCUGAAGAAAGAGAAGAAUCAUUGCAUGUUAAAGAACAAGUCAAACUUCAUGUCAAACCAUCUAUACCUGAAAAUGAGUCACUAGAAGUAACUGAAAUAGAAAUCAGCAAUUCUUUGGAUGAAUACUCAGCAGAUCGUAUUAAAGCCGACGUUAAAGCAGUGAAGAACAUUGUCCCAAUAGAAAGUUUAGUAACAACAGAAGUGCAAGCAGAUUUGGACUUGACCGAUCUGCAAAAAACUGAAACGUGCUUUAGUAGUGCUAAACCAUCUGUUACAUUAAAAGAUGCUGUAAACGUAUCAGAACAAAUAACGAGCAUAAAGGAAGAGUUAUUCGACAAAGAAGAGAUUAAGAAGUCAAAUGCAGCAGUGUCAGUUUCUCCCUUAUUAGGAUUAAGCGUUACAGAAAUUACGGACGAACUAAAAGAAUAUGACAUUGAAAGCAAGACAACAGAAAAAGCCGCUACGUCUCGGCUAAAUUUCAAUUUGCAUGAAUCACUUCAAGUUGGAGAAGUUUUCGUUGAAGAUAAGUCUGGAAGAUAUUAUCCAGAACUGAUAGUACCUACAGAAACAGCUCGAAAAGAUGUUUUAACAUCUAACCAAAUUUUAACGGAAGUACAUGAUGUUCAAGAAAAGGAAGGGUUAUUACAAGCUCUGAAACUGCCGCCAGCACAGGAAGCCAAUGUUGACGUAACAAUUAAAGAUAGCUUCCAAGUAACUAUUGAUGAGACACACGAAAAGGAAGGUGAAUUCAUUAAAAAAGAAUUACCUGCAACAGUUAAAGUAGAUAAAGACUUAUCCUUGCACACAAGUUUAAAUACAUCUAUAGUAAGUUCACACAUUAAAGAGACAGAUUUUGUGCCCGAGCCCUUGCCAAGUAAAAAAGCUAAUAUAGGUGUGAGCGAACAUCAACAUAAGUUUAAUUUGGAAACAAACAUUCAUGAAUCAGAACUUAACUUAGAGGAACCUAAAGCUGUGCUGGGUACACAUGCUGACAUUUCAAUUUCAUUACUAGAUAAAAACUUUGUUGAAGAAGUUCAAAUCAAUGAAAGCGAAAAAGAUCUUUUUAUCAAAGAUGAUAAGUAUACUGCUACAGCAGAAAUGGAUGUUCGUGCUGUCGAACCAAUUAUAACAUCUGAAACUCUGCAGAUGACUUCUAUCGGCGAACUUAAAUUGCAGGAUAAGGUCCAAGAUGAAUUAGCCACGGAGACAGUUAUUACUUCAAAUGCCAAAAUUAUAACAGCCCCCCUAAUACACGAACAAGAAACAUCAGAAGAGUACUUAACAAAAAAAUCAGAAACAAUUACGCUAUCAGUGGUUCCCAAUAUUCCCCUAACUAUAUAUGAAAAUGAGUCAUCUGAAUCUGAGAAUAAACUUACUUUGAAUAAAAUUCCAGAGGUUAGUUCUACGAAACCUUCGCCUACUCAUCAUCUAAAAACACCUAUAUCUGAAGAGGUAAAUACGGCUGAUCAAAUUAAUUUCAUUCCAUUGACUUCUAACGUUACCGAAAAUGCAUCAGAAGUUUAUAGAGAUUUACAUAAAGAAAUCACUAUUUUACAGACAACAGUCCAAGAACAACUAGACAAGUUAGAUGAAAACCAAAUCAACCAUAGCAAAGCUGUACCUGCGUUUGUCGAAAAUGAAAGUAUAAAUGUUACAGAAAUAGUUUCGACUGUUACCGAAAAUCAACUAUCCUCUGAAAGGGAAAAACUUGAUGCAUACGCUAAACCCGAUAUAGAGACGAAUCAUAAAAUUGCUGUUACAUCUGAACCUAUUCUAAGAGAAGCUGUUGAUAACAUGAAAUCAUUAACACCUAAACUUGAAGCAGCUAGCCUUACAUCCAAUAUGCUAACUUCAUUGCAGAUUUCUGAAAAUAAGGUGUUAGAUUCGCAGGCAAAUCUGCAAGAUAGUGUGAAACCCAAUCUUCAAUCUAUACUUCCCGAAAUAAUACCAUCCCAGGAAUUAAAUAUCACGGAAGUAUACCAAAAUGAGAAAGAGACUGAAUAUGCAUCGAAAGACUUACCAGAAGUAUUUACCGCCCCGUCGCAAGUUAUAUCGUUACGAGCAGUAGCUGUUAGCUCUGAGUUAAUACCUGACUCUAGCGUUGGUUACACAGAAAGUGAAAAUAUAGACAUAAAAUCUAAACAAGCGACCAUUGAAAACGUAACCCAUAAUGAACUUCAGAUAUCUUCAACGGAUUACAAUGAAAAAGAAAGUUCUUUUGAGCGAGCUCCUGUGCUAAAUACUGUAUCUGCUAAAAUAAGUAUAGACUCUACUCAGGCCAUUUUGGUGGAAGAAAACAAACCUGAACUCUCUGCAAGAAACUUUGAAACAACUAGUGAUUUGGCUUGGGCAAAAGCAAAACAAGGCGCCAUACCACAAGAAGCAAUUACUCAAGAAGAAACAAUUGUACAUUUGUCAGAAGGCAUAAUAGUAUCUGAAGAAAAAGGAAAUACGGCAAAGUCUGCAGUCUCAUUGACAACUCUCCAAGCACCACAAUACGAUGAGAAAGUUACUGCCGAAAGUGAAAAUCUGUUGACAUUAAACUUAACACCAGAUCAGCAAAGCGCCAAUGUUUCUUUUACAUCUCGUCACAGCAUACAGAUAUCGGAAACUUUGUCACAAUCUGAAAAUUUGCAAAGUACUGAUACCCUCGAUAUGGGAUAUAAAACUGCUUUGCCUAAAAUGGAUGAAAUAUAUGGUAAAGCAGCACAUACCGAGGAAGUUAUAUUGAACCAACAGACAGAAGAUUUUCAAAAUGAAAAAAUGGCUGCCAAGCAAACAGAUGUUACAACUGUUCCAUCUUAUACAUUAGAACAAACAGAAAUAAUUGCAGCCGAAACGGAGAUUGAAUUGCCUAAACAAACUACAAUUACAUCAAAUAUUGAACCAAAUAUUACUGAAACCCAAGCACUUAUAAUGAGUUGUACUGAAACGAUAGAUAAGGAAAAGGAAUUUUUCGGAAAGUUUUCAGUCCCAACUCAAGAUGCUACUAUUGGUUUUAUGCCUCUAAUUAGCACUGUAAACACUGAAGUGCUAUCAACAAAUGCCGCCGAAAAUCUACUGGAAAAAGCACCAGAAACCUCUCAAGCAACAAUUACAAGUGAUGACUUACGUAGACAUUUACAGGGACUAGAAAUAUUACAUGCAGAGAAAGAGACCGAGUUAGCACCCAGUCAGAAAGAACAUAAACAAGCAGCAACGGAAAAAAUUAUCGAAAUAUCUGCAAAAGAAAUAUCAGAAGUCAAUGUCAACGAAAAAGAGAAGGAGUUGUCAAAAAUGUUGGAUAUGUUUACGACUACUGCUAAACCAGCGUUUGAUGAACAGCAAUCACUAUUUAGUUCAGAAGUUAUUGUAAACCAGGAAAUAGAAGAACUUCACGUUUCCGGGACUACGAUGUUAAAUGCACUUACUACUCAUGGAAUGAAAGAAGCCAUUCAAAAUUUAGAGCCAUUUAUAGGAGAAAGCGAAGACACAUUUGCCGAAACAACACCUGCAAAAACUGAAUUAGUAAAACCUGUAGUUGAAGGGAAACAAUGUGCAGGCGUGUCAGAAGUGAUGCCAACAGAAAAAGAAGAUAUUUUGCUUGUUAAUGAGAUAACGCCACAUAAAAAGCAGUUAGAACCAACCGACAGUGUAAAAUUACAUUCUAGUGUAGGUAUAGACGAAACCGUACCAAUUGAAUCUGAAGCCGAAUUACCACUUUGUUCAGAUUUGAAACAUAAAGCGGGAAUGACUGUGCUUUCUGAAGAUUACAUAAAUAUCUCUGAGACCACUGUAAUAGAAAACGAAAACAUUUUACAGGCUGACCAAACUCCUAAAAGUGCUACGUAUAAUGUGAAUUUGGACGCACAUCGUCAUUUAAAUAUAGAAAUAUGUCAGUAUACAGAAACAGAAGAAGCAAUGAAGAAUGACGAGCCAAUGACAACAAAAGAAAUUCUUGAUUUUUCUUUAGAACCUGUGAGACCCCUUUAUAUCACAGAAACGAAAUCUGAAGAAAGACAUGAAGAGUUAAUACCGGAUAAAAAAGCAGUUGAACAAAGUCCAAAUAUUAAUCUAGAAGUAGGUGACCACAUAAACAUUACAGAAACAGUCGUUUUAGAAAAGGAUGACGACUUGAAACUAGGAAUGUUAAAUAAAAUGGAACAUGGUAAAUCUAAUUUCGAAACAUCAAAACAUAUAACCAUAACCGAAACAGAUAUUAGAGAGCAUGAUUAUCCUUUAGAAAAUAUAUUGCAAACUGUACCUAAGCAAUCAGACAUAUCCUUUGAAGCUAAAAUACCAAUCCAAGUGCAAGAAGUUCUGUAUAAAGAAAGUGGCUCUGAACUAGCGGAGUAUGAUAAACCACGUGAAGAAGUACUUAAUAUGUCUAUAGAAUCUCAACAACAUCUCACUGUAACUGACGCAUUAGUAGGAGAAAACGAAAUUGCGAUACAAGUUGAUCAAAUUCCACAAAGCGCAGAAAAUCAGGUUAAAGUAGAAGCAAUGCAGCAUGUCAUGACAAACGAGAUAACAGCAAUUGAAGAGGGUACAGAAUUUUCAGGUAGUAAGGCUUACAAAGAUGAAAAGGCAUCUGAGUCUCAAUCAGUUACAGAAGCUCUUUACAGUGAACAGACACAAGUCAUUGAAAGCGUAAGCACAAUAAAAACAACUUUCACGCCUGAAUUAUCUACUGCUGACCAAGAAAUAGUAGGAUUAAAACCACUUGAACAGACAGAAGUAGUAGUAGAAGAAAAUCCUGACGCUUUCGAUAAAUAUCAUCCUAAGGGAGAAACAGCCCAAACAGUGCAAACCACGAAAAAGGAAAUAGUGUUUAGCCAACCAGAAAUUCUAGAAAGUACUACAAACCUGUCCGAAAACUUCGAAUCUGAACCUUCCCAAGUUCAACUUGGGCUCGAACUUCAUAAAAGCUACAUAACAUCUGAGAACACAGCUGAGGAACAGCCAGAAAUCAUCAAAACUUCGGAAGAAUAUGGUAAGUACGCUGAAAAACACAUAAUAGAAAUGAAAUCACUGCAACAGACGGAAAUAAUAGCGAAUGAAAAAUCCGAACCCCUUGCAAAAUUCCAUCAAGACAAAAAUGAAAAUGCAAUAGCGAGUCAAAACACUUUACAAGAGUUAACCAGUGCAGAACCAGCCAUAUUCGAAAAUGUAACUAAUUUACCUUCAUCAGUUACAUUCGAGAGAGGUAAGGCUUCAGCAGAUUUAGAAACACACAAAAGUUACAUUGUUAGCGAUAAUAUUACACACGAAGAAUCUGAAGAUAUCACCAUAGAAGGUAAGAAAAUAAGUUCGAUUGUGGGGCAGGUCUUAGAGUUUAAACCUUUACUACAAACAGAAGUUUUUGUCGGAGAAAAUACUUCAACAAUGUAUACAGAUAAACAAGAAGGAAAAACUAUAACUGUAACACCAAUCGAAAAUGAAUCUGUAAGUCAGACUGAUGUUAUUGUACAUGAAACUGGAACUGAGACAUCGUUUGAAAAGCCAAUACAAAUGGAGACUGCUUCAUUAUCGUUAAAUACAACACAAGGUGUUACGAUAUGUGAAGUAACCCAUGAAAGCGUUCCAGAAGACUUCGUUCCUCAUGAAGGUAAACAAGUGAAAGCAGAUAAAACUGUGGCUCCAUUAUCACACUUACAAUGCACGGAAAAUAUAUCAGAAAUACACGCAGACGAAUUAACACUACAAUCUACACAGAGUAAAAUUCCUACAGUUGUAACUAGCGAAAUAGCACCACUCAUAAUCACAGACAAUACUUGUCUUCUUCAAGAGGAAAAUCUUCAAAUAACACAACCUAAGACUCAAAACGUUCGCGAAAGCCUUACUAUAGCGAGUGAACUAGAAGUUACAGAUGAAUUUGUCAAUGAACACGUUUUGCCCUACAAUGACGAUAUAUUGGAAUUAAAGAAAACGGGCAAACUCACACAAAUGAGCGACACUGAGCAUCAACUCACUAUAUCAGAGCAGGAGACGCGUUUUCUAGAAAAAACUGACGAUAGAUAUUCUUCGCCUAAAAUAUCAGACACUGAAGAAACUGAGGAAAUAGUAACCAAAUUUUCUCAAGCAUCAACCGGGGAACCAAUUCAAAUAAAAACUAAACGAACAAUUUUAAGAAAGAAGAAAAAAACUCACCAAGGAGAUGCCGUAGAAAAUGACGUUGUAAUAGAAGAGAAAUUAGACGAGGAUGAUAUAAUUAAACCUAUUACGCAGCAUACUGUCGAUAUAGAGGAAUUUGAAGAAACUGACUUAACACCUAUUAAGGAGAUAACAAAAGGAACCGUAGAAAUGCCCGAUGAUUAUUUGCAUGUACCACAAUUAGAAUCACAAGUGCAAAUAGAAGAAAUCGUUGAAGAUUAUUCCAAAAAACCCGAAAGUCCAAAUCAGGUGGAUACGGUAAUUACAGACGACAAAACGAAGACAGAGAAAAAAAUUAAAACCACAAAACGAGUCAUCAAGAAAAAGCAAGAAACAGGGGAAAAAAUUAUUGAAUCAGUUGUUAUUCAAGACGACAAAGCUCCGGAACUACCAGAGGAGACAACCAUAGAAGACAUAACUUUCGAUGAAAACACAGUCAUCAGACAAGACUCGCCUAAAAUAUCUGACACAGAGGAAACCGAAGAAAUUGUAACUAAGUUUACACAAGCUCCAAAUGGAGAAACGAUACAGACCAAAACCAAACGAACUAUAAUAAGAAAAAAGAAAAAUGUUUUACACAAAGAUUCAAUUGACAAUGACGUAGUAAUUGAAGAAAAAUUAGACGAUGACGAAACAGAUAAACAUCCAAGGGUUCAACAUCAUCAAGUCGACAUAGAAGAAUUUGAAGAUACUGAUUACAUACCCAUUACGGAUACCGCAAAAGGAAAGGUUGAUUUACCUGAAGAUUAUCUGCAUGUACCUAAAAUAGAAUCACAAUUUAAAAUAGAGGAGGUACCGGAAGAAACAACAACACCAAUCCAAAAACAAGUCGCCACAGAAGACACAGAGAAACGUACGGCCUUAGAAUCACCAGAAAAAAUAAUAAUAGAAGAGUAUACUACUCCAGAAGGCAAAACAGUAAAAAAGAAAACAGUAAAGAAAAUAACUAAACGUACAAAAGGUGACGAAAUCGAAACUACUCAAAGAACAACAGGAAAGAUAGGCGACACAACACCAACACCGAUAGAGAGCGUGGAACUGCCAGAAGAAGUAGCAGAAGUGAGCGAAACUACCCCCGAAGGUAAGACAAUAAAGAAGAAAACUAUAAAGAGGGUCAUUAAGCGUAAGAAGGGACCAAUUACAGAAACCACACAAAUAACCACUGAACAGGAAGAUGACCAAACACCAAUCAUAUCAGUACACACUAGCGAAGAAUUCACAGAUGACACAGUCGCUCUAAUGGAGGAUACACAACUCUAUGACAAGGCUAAGAUCGUUGAGGAAGAACCCGAAAAAGUUGAAAUUUCUCAAAUACGCACAGAAACUGGUGAAGUUAAAAAGGUUAAAACUACUAAGCGCGUCAUCAAAAAGGGCCCGAAGAGAGAAGUUACUGAAAUAACGACCAUCGAAAAAGAAGGGGAAGAGCCCAUCACGACAGUUACUGUUGCUCAAGCACCAGAAGAGGAGCAACCAACACCGAUUGAAACCAUGGAACUGCCAGAAGAAGUAGCAGAAGUGAGCGAAGAAGAACCAGAAAAGAUUGAAAUAUCUCAGGUUCGCACAGAAACUGGCGAAGUUAAAAAGGUCAAAACUACUAAGCGAGUCAUCAAAAAGGGUCCUAAGAAAGAAGUCACUGAAAUAACCACCAUCGAAAAAGAAGGUGAAGAGCCCAUCACGACAGUCACUGUUGCUCAAGCACCAGAAGAGGAGCAACCAACACCGAUUGAAACCGUGGAACUGCCAGAAGAAGUAGCAGAAGUGAGCGAAACUACUCCCGAAGGUAAGACUAUUAAGAAGAAAACUAUAAAGAGGGUCAUUAAGCGCAAGAAGGGACCAAUUACAGAAACCACACAAAUAACCACAGAACAAGUAGGAGACGAAAAGCCAAUCAUAUCAGUACACACAAGUGAAGAAAUAACAGAUGACACAGUCACACCACUCGAGACCACACAACUGUAUGACAAGGCUAAAAUCAUCGAAGAAGAACCCGAAAAAGUUGAAAUCUCCCAGAUUCGCACAGAAACUGGUGAAGUUAAAAAGGUUAAAACUACUAAGCGCGUCAUCAAAAAGGGCCCUAAGAAAGAAGUCACUGAAAUAACGACCAUCGAAAAAGAAGGUGAAGAGCCCAUCACGACAGUCACUGUUGCUCAAGCACCAGAAGAGGAGCAACCAACACCGAUUGAAACCGUGGAACUGCCAGAAGAAGUAGCAGAAGUGAGCGAAACUACUCCCGAAGGUAAGACAAUCAAGAAGAAAACUAUAAAGAGAGUCAUUAAGCAAACCACACAAAUAACCACAGAACAAGUAGGAGACGAAAAGCCAAUCAUAUCAGUACACACAAGUGAAGAAAUAACAGAUGACACAGUCACACCACUCGAGACCACACAACUGUAUGACAAGGCUAAAAUCAUCGAAGAAGAACCCGAAAAAGUUGAAAUCUCCCAGAUUCGCACAGAAACUGGUGAAGUUAAAAAGGUUAAAACUACUAAGCGCGUCAUCAAAAAGGGCCCUAAGAAAGAAGUCACUGAAAUAACGACCAUCGAAAAAGAAGGUGAAGAGCCCAUCACGACAGUCACUGUUGCUCAAGCACCAGAAGAGGAGCAACCAACACCGAUUGAAACCGUGGAACUGCCAGAAGAAGUAGCAGAAGUGAGCGAAACUACUCCCGAAGGUAAGACUAUUAAGAAGAAAACUAUAAAGAGGGUAAUUAAGCGCAAGAAGGGACCAAUUACAGAAACCACACAAAUAACCACAGAACAAGUAGGAGACGAAAAGCCAAUCAUAUCAGUACACACAAGUGAAGAAAUAACAGAUGACACAGUCACACCACUCGAGACCACACAACUGUAUGACAAGGCUAAGAUCGUUGAGGAAGAACCAGAAAAGGUUGAAAUAUCUCAGGUUCGCACGGAAACUGGUGAAGUUAAAAAAGUCAAAACUACUAAGCGCGUCAUCAAAAAGGGCCCUAAAAAAGAAGUCACUGAAAUAACGACCAUCGAAAAAGAAGGAGAAGAGCCCAUCACGACAGUCACUGUUGCUCAAUCACCAGAAGAAGAGCAACCAACACCGAUUGAAACCGUGGAACUGCCAGAAGAAGUAGCAGAAAUCGUUGAGGAAGAACCAGAAAAGGUUGAAAUAUCUCAGGUUCGCACGGAAACUGGCGAAGUUAAAAAAGUCAAAACUACAAAGCGCGUUAUCAAAAAGGGCCCUAAGAAAGAAGUAACUGAAAUAACGACCAUCGAAAAAGAAGGAGAAGAGCCCAUCACGACAGUCACUGUUGCUCAAUCACCAGAAGAAGAGCAACCAACACCGAUUGAAACCGUGGAACUGCCAGAAGAAGUAGCAGAAAUCGUUGAGGAAGAACCAGAAAAGGUUGAAAUAUCUCAGGUUCGCACGGAAACUGGCGAAGUUAAAAAAGUCAAAACUACAAAGCGCGUUAUCAAAAAGGGCCCUAAGAAAGAAGUAACUGAAAUAACGACCAUCGAAAAAGAAGGAGAAGAGCCCAUCACGACAGUCACUGUUGCUGAAGCACCAGAAGAGGAGCAACCAACACCGAUUGAAACCGUGGAACUGCCAGAAGAAGUAGCAGAAGUGAGCGAAACUACUCCCGAAGGUAAGACUAUUAAGAAGAAAACUAUAAAGAGGAUAAUUAAGCGCAAGAAGGGACCAAUUACAGAAACCACACAAAUAACCACAGAACAAGUAGGAGACGAAAAGCCAAUCAUAUCAGUACACACAAGUGAAGAAAUAACAGAUGACACAGUCACACCACUCGAGACCACACAACUGUAUGACAAGGCUAAAAUCAUCGAAGAAGAACCCGAAAAAGUUGAAAUCUCCCAGAUUCGCACAGAAACUGGUGAAGUUAAAAAGGUUAAAACUACUAAGCGCGUCAUCAAAAAGGGCCCUAAGAAAGAAGUCACUGAAAUAACCACCAUCGAAAAAGAAGGUGAAGAGCCCAUCACGACAGUCACUGUUGCUCAAGCACCAGAAGAGGAGCAACAAACACCGAUUGAAACCGUGGAACUGCCAGAAGAAGUAGCAGAAGUUAGCGAAACUACUCCCGAAGGUAAGACUAUUAAGAAGAAAACUAUAAAGAGGGUCAUUAAGCGUAAAAAGGGACCAAUUACAGAAACCACACAAAUUACUACUGAACAAGAAGACGACAAAGCACCAAUCAUAUCAGUACUCACUAGCGAAGAAUUCACAGAUGACACAGUCACACCACUUGAGACCACACAACUGUAUGACAAGGCUAAAAUCAUCGAAGAAGAACCCGAAAAAGUUGAAAUCUCCCAGAUUCGCACAGAAACUGGUGAAGUUAAAAAGGUUAAAACUACUAAGCGCGUCAUCAAAAAGGGUCCUAAGAAAGAAGUCACUGAAAUAACCACCAUCGAAAAAGAAGGUGAAGAGCCCAUCACGACAGUCACUGUUGCUCAAGCACCAGAAGAGGAGCAACCAACACCGAUUGAAACCGUGGAACUGCCAGAAGAAGUAGCAGAAGUGAGCGAAACUACUCCCGAAGGUAAGACAAUAAAGAAGAAAACUAUAAAGAGGGUCAUUAAGCGUAAAAAGGGACCAAUUACAGAAACCACACAAAUUACUACUGAACAAGAAGACGACAAAGCACCAAUCAUAUCAGUACUCACUAGCGAAGAAUUCACAGAUGACACAGUCACACCACUCGAGACCACACAACUGUAUGACAAGGCUAAAAUCAUCGAAGAAGAACCCGAAAAAGUUGAAAUCUCCCAGAUUCGCACAGAAACUGGUGAAGUUAAAAAGGUUAAAACUACUAAGCGCGUCAUCAAAAAGGGUCCUAAGAAAGAAGUCACUGAAAUAACCACCAUCGAAAAAGAAGGUGAAGAGCCCAUCACGACAGUCACUGUUGCUCAAGCACCAGAAGAGGAACAACCAACACCGAUUGAAACCGUGGAACUGCCAGAAGAAGUAGCAGAAGUGAGCGAAACUACUCCCGAAGGUAAGACAAUCAGGAAGAAGACUAUAAAGAGGGUCAUAAAGCGUAAGAAGGGACCAAUUACAGAAACCACACAAAUAACCACAGAACAAGUAGGAGACGAAAAGCCAAUCAUAUCAGUACACACAAGUGAAGAAAUAACAGAUGACACAGUCACACCACUCGAGACCACACAACUGUAUGACAAGGCUAAAAUCAUCGAAGAAGAACCCGAAAAAGUUGAAAUCUCCCAGAUUCGCACAGAAACUGGUGAAGUUAAAAAGGUUAAAACUACUAAGCGCGUCAUCAAAAAGGGCCCUAAGAAAGAAGUCACUGAAAUAACGACCAUCGAAAAAGAAGGAGAAGAGCCCAUCACGACAGUCACUGUUGCUCAAGCACCAGAAGAGGAGCAACCAACACCGAUCGAAACCGUGGAACUGCCAGAAGAAGUAGCAGAAGUGAGCGAAACUACUCCCGAAGGUAAGAUAAUUAAGAAGAAAACUAUAAAGAGGGUCAUUAAGCGUAAGAAAGGACCGAUAACAGAAACCACACAAAUAACCACUGAACAAGAAGACGACCAAACACCAAUCAUAUCCGUACACACUAGCGAAGAAUUCACAGAUGACACAGUCACACCAUUCGAGAACACACAUCUUUAUGACAAAGCUAAAAUCAUCGAGGAAGAACCCGAAAAAGUUGAAAUUUCUCAAGUACGCACAGACACUGGGGCAGUUAAAAAGGUCAAAACUACUAAGCGAGUUAUCAAAAAGGGCCCUAAGAAAGAAGUCACUGAAAUAACGACCAUCGAAAAAGAAGGUGAAGAACCCAUCACAACGGUCAUUGUCAUUCCAGCUCCAGAAGAGGACCAACCAACACCAAUAGAGACAGUGGAGCUGCCAGAAGAAGUAGCAGAAAUCGUUGAGGAGGAACCAGAAAAAGUUGAAAUUUCUCAAGUACGCACAGAAACUGGCGAAGUUAAAAAGGUCAAAACUACUAAGCGUGUAAUCAAAAAGGGACCAAAAGAACCAGUGACUGAAAUUACAACCAUCGAAAAAGAAGGUGAAGAGCCCAUCACAACAGUUACGGUUUCCCCAGCGCCAGAGGAAGAUCAAACUACACUGAUAGAGACCGUUGAGCUGCCAGAAGAGAUAGCAGAAGAAACUGACACUACACCAGAAGGUAAGACAGUUACAAAGAAAACUACAAAGAGAAUCAUUAAGCGUAAAAAGGGACCUCUUACAGAUACCACACAAAUCACCACUGAACAAGUAGACGAUGACACACCCAUCAUAUCAGUACACACUACACAAGAAUACACGGAUGAAAUCACAAAACCACUAUUCGAUACACACAUACUUGAAACUGCUAGGGUCGUAGAGGAAGCUCCAGAAAAGGUCGAGGUCACUCAAGUACGCACAGAUACCGGCGAAAUCAAAAAGGUCAAAACUACUAAGCGUGUAAUCAAAAAGGGACCAAAAGAACCAGUGACUGAAAUUACAACCAUCGAAAAAGAAGGUGAAGAGCCCAUCACAACAGUUACGGUUUCCCCAGCGCCAGAGGAAGAUCAAACUACACUGAUAGAGACCGUUGAGCUGCCAGAAGAGAUAGCAGAAGAAACUGACACUACACCAGAAGGUAAGACAAUUACAAAGAAAACUACAAAGAGAAUCAUUAAGCGUAAAAAGGGACCACUUACAGAAACUACACAAAUCACCACCGAACAAGUAGACGAUGAAAAACCGAUCAUUUCAGUACACACCACACAAGAAUUACAUGAUGACACCACAAAACCUUUAUUGGACACACACACACUUGAAACUGCUAGAGUUGUAGAGGAAACUCCCGAAAAGGUUGAGGUCACUCAAGUACGAACUGAUACCGGCGAAGUCAAAAAGGUCAAAACUACUAAGCGCGUAAUCAAAAAGGGACCAAAAGAACCUGUGACUGAAAUAACAACAAUCGAAAAAGAAGGUGAAGAGCCCAUCACAACAGUUACGGUUUCCCCAGCGCCAGAGGAAGAUCAAACUACACCGAUAGAGACCGUUGAGCUGCCAGAAGAGAUAGCAGAAGAAACUGACACUACACCAGAAGAUCUUGAACCUGUAGGUCCCAGUUCGGUGGAAGAAAAGAAAACUAAGAAGCCAAAGAAGAAAGAUAAGACAGAACCGGUUCCAAGCAAGCCAGUAGAUGAAAUUCCAGUUGAAGAGAAUGAAGUCAUAUCACAAAACGGGGAAGUGAAACAACCCACACCUCUUAAGAAAAAAUUGACGCCGUUAAAAAUUGAAAGGGUAUCUUUGGAUGUUCAUAAAGCUCAGUUUGCUGAACAAGUAGAAGGACCACAAUUCGCAAAAUUGAAGUUGAAAAAACCUGUACAAAAACCUAAGGCUGAACAGUCAACAGUAACGUUACCUAAAUUCCAAUUAAAAAGUCGAAUUAAACACAUAACCGACUGGCCACCUGAAGAAUUGCAACCAAUUAUCAGUUAUUUAAACAGUGUCCGACAAAAUGGAGAAUUAUCUAGAAACAUUAAGGAAGCAGCUAAAAUUAAGAAAAAACCACUGAAACUUAAGAAUAUUGAUGCUGAAAAACCCGAUUUGGAAAAGCCAGACGAAUUUGAAUUCUCUUCAAGCAAAGAUAUUCCCGAUGAAAUGCAGGAAAUACCAAAAGAGGUACCUAAAGAAAAAGAAAUAGAGCCUGUGGAAAUUCCCAAGGAUCAAAAAGAAAAAAUAGUACCAAAACCAGAUAAUGCAGAAAAACCAAAGAAACCUAAGCCAAAACUUAUUCCACAAAAAAUUGAAAGGAAAGUUCUUGAGAUAGAUAAACCACAGCAUGCUGAAAGUGUUGAUGCGCCUCAAUUUAACCAAAUCAAGCUUAAGAAAACUGUCGCGAAACCCAAGCAAGAUAGCGCUAACGUAUCUCUUCCUAAGUUCCAACUAAAGAGUCGUAUAAAAUACGUGACAGAUUGGCCCCCAGAUAUUAUAGAGCCCAUCAUAAGCUUUAUAGGUAGUGUUCGUCAGAAUGGAAUACUAUCGCGAAACGUGCAAGAGGCUGCUAAAAUUAAGAAGAAACCCAUUAAACAACCUAAGUUACCAGAGGCUGUAAAAACUGAACUUGAAAAGCCCAGUUUUGGCCGGGAAGAUAUAGUCCAAGCCGUAAAGCAAACCGUUCAAGAGGAGGAUGAUAUUUCUGUUGAGGAACCAAAAGAUGAGCAUGCUGAAUUCACCAUAAAUAGGCGCCCGAGCGUGAAGAUACACGAAGAAAUUGUCGAUGAAGUUACAAUUAAAAAGAAAUUGAAACCAACAAGGAAGCCUUCCGUGACAUUGCCUGAAGUAACAGAACCAGAAACAGUUACAUUUAGGCCUAAAUCAACUAAAACAACGGAAGACGUUGAACAAGAGUUCAAUAUCCAAUUAGAUUCAUACGCUGAGGAGGAAAUUUCUAUGUCAAGUAAAGUAAAAUUAAAGCCGCAAAGACAGCCAACCUUUAGCGAAGAAGCUGGAGAAGCUUCAAUCAAGUUCUACGAAGAAGAGGAAGGCCCAGAUAUAGUUGAAAUAAUAGAAAGUGACGACGAAAAGGAGGAUGAAACAGCGAACGUAAUGAUGCCAAUGAAAAAGAAGCCAAAGAAGCCUGUAACUGAAACUACAGAAGAUAUCAGUGUAACAAUGACUAAACCAAAGUCCAUUGAUAGAUCAGAAAUUAUAGAAGAUGUUAGCAUAAAACUGGAAAGAAAACCCGAGUAUGUAAUUGAUGACCAGGAAGAAGUUACCUUUGACGUAAAACCGCAUGUAGAACAGUUUUCAACCGAAGAGUUGUCUUUGUCGAGUAAGAUAAAACUAAAACCAAAGAAAAAAGUGGUGGUGUCUGAAGCAGCUGACGAGCAUUCUAUACAGCUAACUCAAGAAAUCGAAGAUGACAGCCAGGCAGAAGAAAUUAUACUAAGCGAUGUAGAAUCUGAAGAAAAUGUACAAAUGUUUAUCAAACGCAAACCUAAGAAACCUACAUAUGAAGUCAGCGAGGUAGAAGAAUUGAGCGUCGAACUUAAGCCAAAAAGAAUGAAUGAAAUUGAAUUUGAGGAAGAACAGUUAACAAUUUUAGCUAAACGAAAGCCUAGGAAACCAUCGCAACUUCAAGAAGCAGAGGCGUCAAUGAAAAUUUCAAGGGAAAUCGAUUUCCCAGACACUCCACUCGAUGUACGAAGUGGCGACACUGUCUUUGCCGUAUACUCGUAUGUAGCAGAAACAGAUGAGGCUAUCAACCUUGUCGAAGGCGAACGUUUAUAUAUACUGGAAACAACGAACCAGGACUGGUGGUUUGUCCGCAAACACCUAACCGAAGAGAAAGGUUUUGUUCCUGCACAGUAUUUAAUGGAUGAAGAAAACUAUACUUUGUACUUGCAAAAGAAAUUAAAUGAGAAGAUUGACAAGCUGCCUGUAUUUGAAAAACCUACACCCGAGGAACAAGCCAUAGCUCCUAUAUUCGUAGAGAAAUUACGUCCAAAACACACUCCAGAUGGUUCAACUGUGCAAUUUGAAUGCCAAGUGGAAGGAUUUCCGAGACCACAGAUUACGUGGUUCAGACAAACGGCCAUAAUUAAGCCAUCUCAAGAUUUCCAAAUGUACUACGACGAUGAUAAUGUCGCCACGCUGGUUAUUAGGGAAGUUUUCCCUGAAGAUGCAGGCACAUUUACCUGUGUGGCUAAAAACGCUGCAGGCUUUGCGUCUAGUACUACUGAACUCAUAGUAGAAGCUCCUCUCUCAGAUCAUGGAUCGGAAAUGACUAUUUUAUCCAGAAAAAGUCUAUCGAGGGAAUCAUCUUUGGCCGAUAUUCUAGAAGGUAUACCACCAACUUUCUCUAAGAAACCAAAGGCUCAAUAUGUCAACGAAGGCUCACAGAUCUUCCUAGAAUGCAGACUGGUUGCUAUUCCAGAACCAGAUAUAGCAUGGUUCUUUAAGGGAGAGGAAAUUGUACCUGAUGAAAACAUUUCUAUAGCUACCGAGUCCGACAUGCACAUGUACUGCAGUGUUCUAAAAAUAUCUAAUGUCAAGAAAUUACAAGAAGGCACUUAUACAGUUUUAGCGGUAAAUAGAGAAGGUGAAGCCAGUCUGCCGAUCGUUCUUAAGAUAAAAACGGGUCAAAAAGAGAAACCGCAGGUUAUAGAACCAUUGAAAAGCUUAACAAUAAGAGAAGGCGAAAGUGUAGUUCUUUCUGCUCAAGUGGUUGGCAACCCUCAACCUACUGUAACGUGGCAUCGAAACAAUAAACCUAUACCGUCUCUGCCUACUAAAUCGGAUGGCGAGACUCACAAUGUAACAAUAAUUAAACCUCGAAAAGGAAAGGAUGACGGCGUGUAUACACUCAAGGCUGUCAAUAGUGAAGGAACCGCUGAAACAAGCGCCGUUAUCACUAUUGAAGAACCAACAGAAGAAAACGCAGAGCCACCAUUAUUCAUUAACCGGUUCCAGGAAAUUACAGUCAAGGAAAAGGGUACUAUUAGACUUCCUGCUAAAGUCACUGGCAAUCCAGUUCCUUCGAUUACAUGGUAUAGAAAUAAUAAAAUCAUCACGCCAUCGGAAACAGUAACUCAAAAAUUCGAUGGUGAGAAUAUUGAAUUAGUGAUUACCAACGUAGAUUCCGAAAUAGACUCCGGCGAUUACAAAUGUGUAGCAUCAAACAGUGCUGGUAAAGCAUCACAUGGAGCACGGGUUACUAUUGAUGUAGAAAAGGUCACGUUUGUGAAGAAGUUAAGAAACACCUAUGAAACUGAAGAAGGAAAGACAAUAAUUUUAGAAUGUCAAACUUCCCAUACAGUGUCUACAAAAUGGUAUCAUAAUGAUAAAGAACUAAGCGGAAUGGAUCAUAGAGAAAUAAUACAAGAGGGCCGUACCCAUAAAUUGCGUAUCAAAAAGACUAAAUUGACAGAUAAAGGUGUUAUCAAAUGCGUAGUAAAAGACCAAGAAACCAGUGCAAAACUUCAAGUACAUGAAACUAUUCCGGAAUUCACACGAAAGCUGCAAGAUUUUGAAGUAAAAGAGAAAGAUGUGGCUAUUUUAGAGGUUGAAAUAAAUUCGGAGACAGCAGAUGUUAUUUGGGAACGAGAUGGUGAAAAAAUUAAGCCGAAGAAGAAUAAAUACGAACUAGAGAAGCGCGGGAAUGUCCGGAAACUCCUUAUACGAAACACUUCAGUUCACGACGAAGGUGAAUAUACUUGCAUUCUUCGUGACGACAUGUGUACUGCGGAAGUAACAGUAGUAGAAUUACCGCCAGAAAUAAUUUCACGACUCCAAGACCAAAAAGUUAACAAAGGAAACAAAGCCACAUUUGAAAUCGAACUUACGAAAGGUGACGCCUUGGUGCAAUGGUUUAAAGACGGAGAAGAGAUCCAGUUCUCUAACCACAUGCAGCUUACAAUUGACGGCAAGAAACAAAAAUUAAAAAUAUACGAUUGUGACGAUGAUGAUGCGGGGGAAUAUUCUUGCGAAGUCGGAAGUGAUAGAUGUUCUGCUAAACUUGUUGUUGAAGAACCUUCGGUAGACUUUACUCUACGUCUUCCGGAAGUGAUCACAGUUCCUGCAAACACUGACGCGUAUUUGACAGUUGAAAUACCGGAUGAAAAUUACGAGGUCACCUGGUAUAAAAAGAAAACCAUCAUAGAAGAUACAGAAAAGUUUACCCUAAUAUCGGAUGUUAAAAAACGUACUCUCGUAAUAAGAAAGUGUACUGAAGAAGAUCAAACCGAAUAUACUGUGUCUCUACUUGACGCAAAAUGUUCCACCAAAUUAAAAGUUGAAGUCAUCGAAUCUCCACCUAAAAUCCUAAACUUCGAGAGUGAAUACAAAAUAAAGAGAGGUGGCGACGUAACUCUUUUAGUUCAGUAUGAAGCGCUGCCACAACCGGUCGAUGAAUGGGUGGUCAAUUCUAAGAUAAUUAAGAAAUCGAAGCAUACAAAACCAUCCAUUGAUUCUGAAAGUGCCAGCCUUACAAUUAAAAAAGUUGAGAAUACUGAUGCUGGAACAUACAAACUACGUCUUGUCAACAACUGCGGUGAAGCCGAAGUCGAAAUAAAUGUAGUUGUAAUGGAUAUUUCAUCGCCGCCAGGAAAACCAACACCAUUAGAAACAGAUGAUACAUCAAUAAACAUCUGUUGGAAUGAGCCAGAAAAUAAUGGCAACUCCGUAAUAAUAUGUUACAUAGUUGAGUUCCAGGAGAUUAAUACCACGGAGUGGACAUCCAUUGAAAAUGUCACAAAAACUCAACAUUCUGUAGAUAACUUAAAGACUAAAUCAUCAUAUAGGUUUAGGAUAUUUGCAGUCAACGAAGUAGGCGUUAGCGAAGCUUCAGAUAUAUCAGAAUAUGUAGUCGUUGAAAAGGUGACCAAGAAACAACCACCUUCUGUCGAGAAACCACUAAAGGAUAUUAUCAUAGGACCUAAUGAAGAUGUAGAAUUAUCGUGUAUUUUCGGUGGCAUUCCACAGCCUAAGGUGGCAUGGUCUAAGAAUGGUAAAAAACUUAAAACUGCUAAAGCUAGUUAUGACAACAGAGUGGCGACUCUUGUUGUCACUUCCACAGCAACUUCAGAAGGGCAGUACAAAUGUACCGCUACUAAUGAACUUGGUGAAGUCGAUACAACGUGUAUGCUGGAAAUCCAACAAAAACCAAUCAUAAUUGUACCCGAAAACGAAAUAAACCAAAGGCAUAAAGUAGAUGAAGAAUGGUCUGUAACUGCUACUUUCGAAGGUAUACCAAAGCCUAACAUAAUAUGGUAUAGAAAUGGAACCAGAAUAGAAAGCAGCAAAGAGUUGGAAAUAAUUACAACAGAGACAACGAGCAUUAUAAGGAUACGUAAAGUGGAUCGAUCACAUUCGAAUAAAUAUACUGUGGCAGCACAAAACAAAGCGGGCAGUAAUUCAGUAGAACUAUCGCUUAAAGUUUACGAUAAACCUAGCAAGCCCGAGGGUCCAGUGAUCAUGCGAGAGAUUAGUCGCGAGUCUGUAACUAUUGAAUGGAAGCCUCCCGUCGAUGACGGUGGUUUAGAACUGACUAAAUACGCCAUUGAAAAACACGAGCCGGACACAAACGAGUGGGUGAAGGUGGCAGACGUUGAUAAGACCGCAGAAACAUACUGCAUACAGCGACUUAACGAGAACUGCGAGUAUAUGUUCCGAGUGAUGGCCCAGAAUCCGAUUGGGUACUCGGAAGCAUUAGAGAGCGAGCCUAUAGUCAUCAAACACGCUUUAGAUGUACCAUCACCACCUUUGGGACCCCUCGGCAUCUACGGCAUCGGCAGUGAUUCUCUGACGAUAACCUGGUACCCGUCUGAGAAGAACGGCGGCUCACCAAUCCUCGACUACAGCGUGGAAAUCAAGCAAGAAGGCAAGAAGUGGAAACACGUCGCUACAGUGACCAAAACGACGGCUAAAAUUGAAAAGUUGGCCGCCAAUGUCACUUAUGAGUUUAGAAUAUGCGCUAGAAACGAGAUUGGUAGCAGCCUACCAUACACAUCAGACGAGAGAGUGAUGAUAGGACAGACGCGUUCCCCGCCGUCCCAGCCGCUCAAGUUCGUGAUCAAGGACGCCACGUCGAGGUCUGUCACUCUACAAUGGGCUGCGCCGGAAAGCGACGGUGGAAGCGCCAUUACCAAUUACAUAAUAGAAUACAAGACUGUGAAAGGUAGCUCAUGGAGCAAGGUUAUAACCGUUGGUGGCUCGGUGUACGAGCAUUGCAUUGAGAACAUCAAGGACAAGGAGAUUGUGUUCAGGAUAUCGGCUGAGAACGCAAUUGGAGUCGGUCCGGCUACUGAGUCACAGACGGUGCACUUGGAGAAGCAUGCAACUGUGCCAUCGCCGCCGACAGCGCCGCUAGAGAUCAGAACUGUCGGCAGCAACAUCGUGAUGACGUCAUGGGGCACGCCCGAAUGGGACGGAGGUGCACCCCUGCAGGGUUACAACAUCGCCAUCCGUGACGUCACCAAGACUAUGUGGAUGGAGGUCGGCAAGGUCGACGCGAAUACGCUUAAGUUCAACAUCAGGGACUUGAGCGAGGACCAUACGUAUAUGAUCAGGAUAUACGCGCGGAACGAGAUAGGAAUCAGCGAGCCACUCGAAUCUGACGAACCAUUCAAGGUCCUACCUGGAGAAGGAGAGUCACACGGAGACGAGGAGCUAGGCGAACACACAGAAGCAACCGAGCCCACGUCAUUCAGCACCCAGACCACGACCUCAUGGAUGCGAGAACACAACAUGGACGCCGACAUCCGCUCCUACGCGCGCGGCUCUCUUCUCCGCCGCGACGAGUACUUCUUCAGAAUAUGGCACUACGCCAAACAGCUCUUCAAGUGACAACAACACGCCACCAAACCAGCACCUGUGAUAUUUAAAACGACAUAGUUCGCGGAUAGUAGAAGCGUCCAUCCUUUUAUAAUUUUAUAACAGUUUUUGUAGCAAUACAUAAUUUAUUUUAGAUAUUUAAGGUUAAAUUAUUUAUUUAUUUUAAUUUAUUGCCUGACACGGUUCGAGUCGCAUCCGAUACCGUUGGGAGACGUGUUAAAUAUAGGUGCAAAAUAUUUAUUCGAUAAAUCGAAUGAGGCUCGAAUUUACGUCAGGUUUUAUUUGAAAUUGAAUAUUAUUUAUUAUAUAAGUGCAAUUAUGAA
This is a messenger RNA of Cydia fagiglandana, 43676 nucleotides long. It is a transcript of the gene Kettin, whose product is annotated as titin. Lineage: Eukaryota; Metazoa; Arthropoda; Insecta; Lepidoptera; Tortricidae. Gene Ontology annotation, molecular function: protein binding. The transcript has 59 exons. The record is from RefSeq and is a predicted model, not a curated record. Bases 202 to 43365 code for a protein of 14387 amino acids.